UGUGAAGAGCAUGGGUGCAGUUUGGUAAAAUGAACCAAUAGGCACCUCUCACAGCGAUCAGGAUCCACCUUUUUCUAAAAGGAAAUAAAAUGAGUUACCACUACGGUCAGGGCUAUCCAGGGGCAAGACACCCAGCACCAAAUGCCCCCUAUAGUGGAGCCGGGGCUCCGUAUGGAUCUGCACCCUCAGCUCCAUAUGGCGGUGCAGCAGUCCCAACGGGAGGCUACUAUGGGCCAGGACAAGGGGGUGCGCUUUACGGAGGCCAACCUCAUGGAGCACCCUAUCGCCAUCCUCCUCCUUCAGGGAAUAUCCCCCCUGGUGUCAACCCAGAGGCAUACCAGUGGUUUCAGAGUGUCGACACAGACCACAGCGGCUUCAUCAACCUGAAGGAGCUCAAGCAGGCGCUCGUCAACUCCAACUGGUCCAGUUUUAAUGAUGAGACAUGCCUCAUGAUGAUCAACAUGUUUGACAAGACAAGGUCAGGCCGAAUGGACCUUUAUGGCUUCUCAGCGCUGUGGGACUUCAUGCAAAGGUGGAGGGCACUCUUUCAACAGUAUGACAGGGACGGCUCUGGAUCUAUCAAUGGCACAGAGCUCCACCAAGCCCUCGCACAGAUGGGCUACAACUUGAGCCCCCAGUUCUCCGAGUCACUGGUGCGGCGCUUCAGCGUGCAUGCCGCGCGUCCCGGCAUGCAGUUGGAUCGCUUCAUCCACGUCUGCACCCAACUGCAGAGCAUGACGCAGAUCUUCAGGGAGAAAGACACCACCAUGACGGGCAACAUCCGCCUUAACUAUGAGGACUUCCUCUCGGGUGCCAUCACCAGGCUCAUGUGAACGUAAUUUGGCCCCCCAGAUGGCAGUUUAGCAUUUGACAUAUCAGCCAGUACAUCCUGUGACUUGUUGCUCUAGCGACAUGAAAGCCAAACUAGAGACGACAAUGUCAUUUUAAGUCACACCAUUCAAACAACGAAUCAUGUAUUUCACAAAUAGCAGGAAAUGCUUGCAUCAUCACCACAGGUGCCUUUCUGUUUACUAUUUCUGGCCGCAUUUUUGCUUCAACAGCCUAUCUCAAUGCUCAAAGAUGUUUAUUGACCAUCGUAGUCUCAUAUACCUCAUAGGCACUAACUAUCCUUCCCUCAUUCAAAUUCUUCAGUAUUUUACAUUAGUGAAAGAUUUACAUACGGGUAGUAAAGUUGUCAAUUUGGAUCAAAGACAUGUUAUCAACUCCCACUUGUGAAUAUUUUGUGAUCCUGAUCCCACAAAAUGUAUUUUUUGCACCUUGAUACCACUGCAUUGCCGACAAUUCUAAAAAUGUUGAUCAAAACAAGGGUGUUUCCAACAAAUGUGCCCUGUGCCUGUUUGACAUAACUUAUUUUGCAUUCCAUUGAGGUUUAUGUUCUACUGAAUGCCAAAAUGAUGAUGGUGGUGUUUCGAUUACUUUUGUUCACCAAUCAGCGUAUCAACAUUUGCGAAUGGCACUUUUAAGGUACUUGAACAAACCUUUUAAAAUAAAUAAACAUAUAUAAAGCCCA
Molecule: messenger RNA, 1531 nt
Organism: Hippocampus zosterae (dwarf seahorse)
Lineage: Eukaryota; Metazoa; Chordata; Actinopteri; Syngnathiformes; Syngnathidae
Gene: pef1
Product: penta-EF-hand domain containing 1
Exons: 5
Coding region: 90-833 (247 amino acids)
Biological process (GO): COPII vesicle coat assembly
Molecular function (GO): calcium ion binding
Source: RefSeq, a predicted model, not a curated record